This is a messenger RNA of Trichomonas vaginalis G3, 1233 nucleotides long. Its product is annotated as sulfur transport. Gene Ontology annotation, cellular component: plasma membrane. Bases 1 to 1233 code for a protein of 410 amino acids. The transcript has a single exon. The record is from RefSeq and is a predicted model, not a curated record. NCBI's taxonomy places the organism in Eukaryota, Parabasalia, Trichomonadida, Trichomonadidae.
AUGGAAUUCUCAGCAAAACGUGCCUGGCUCAUUAUUGCUAGUUUAGCUGCUGCAGUAGGUUAUGUAUUAAUAGUUCUUUUAAGAGCUGAAGCCAAAUAUAAAGCUUAUCUCGCAAUUAUUGCUAUAAUAGUAAACAUGAUGAUAAAAUUUAGUUCUUUCUCAUUCCAAGGAUGCUACGAAAAGAUGGCGAUAUCAGGAGAAGUCCAGCAAUUCCGCUGGCUGCUGAUAACAAUCAUUGUCGUAAAUUUAUUUGUCUCAGUUCUCAAAUACUUCCCUCAGUACGAGCCGCUGUUCCUCAGGAACCUCCACCAAGGGUAUUUCGACCAGUCACAGCCCGUCGGAGUGAAGACAAUCGUCGGUUCCCUGAUCUUCGGAGUCGGAAUGCAGCUUUCUUCCGGCUGCAUACUUGGCAUGUUCACAGGAAUCGGAGAUGGUUCCCCGAGGUCAUUCAUCGCAAUCGCGACUUGCAUUGUCGGAUCUACAGUUGGAACUUUGGAUUCUGUCUACUCCUGGUAUACAGGACUCCAGAGGAGCACUAAGCCAAUGAAGAUACACUUCGGUAUCAUGCUCGCGAUACUUAUUGGAUUAAUCCUGAUAACUUUCGCGGCAGAACGCAUCGUAAUGGGUUACAAGAAGACAUAUGAAGCCCCUGUCAACCUUCUCCUCAACGAAAACAUUGAAAAACCAAGUCAUAUCAAGGAAAUUAUUCUUAAGGUCGUUCAAGUCGGAACCGCACUUAUUGCAGGGGGUGGCCUUGGUGUCUUCUACCUUUUGUACGGAUCGAUGGUGAAUUUGGAGGAAGGAAUACCUGUAUUCGGUGCAAGGAUUCUUCAGGUCUGCGGAUUGCAUCCGGAGUCUUGGUUGUACUUCAGCGGAAAGGUAAUCCCUGAGAAUCUCCUCUCAAACACUUCGAUCAUCGUAAAUAUCGGACUGAUUAUCGGUUCUUUCAUCGCAAGUACGAUAAUGGGAACCUUCGGAAAUGUCGAGAAAUCGGAUGCCGUGGCCUGUAUCAAAGGAGCGAUUGGAGGAUUCUUAGUUGGCUUAUCUUCUCGAAUUUCGAAUGGUUGCACCGUCAGCAUUGUUAUAGGAGGCAUGGCCUCAUCUUCAAUGCACGGAAUCUUGUGGCUAGUUGGCUCUAUUAUCGGUUGCUUCGCAACAUUGAAAUUAACUCAGUUAGUUACGAUGAAGAAGAAGACUUCUGAUGACGUAGCCGCUUACGCUGUUAUCCCGUGA